This is a messenger RNA of Paraglomus occultum, 1968 nucleotides long. Lineage: Eukaryota; Fungi; Glomeromycota; Glomeromycetes; Paraglomerales; Paraglomeraceae. The record is from the annotation of a GenBank genome assembly.
AUGGCUGACAUUCCAAACAUAACAGAAGACUUUUCCAGAUAUCAAAUAGAGUUCUACCGACGUUUACUACGAACUCAAGAGGCAGCAAAGAAGGUGUCGGGCGAGGAGAUCCGGUUUCAGCGAGUGUGCGAUCGUGAAUUUCGGCAAAGCUUGGAUCGAAUUGGCGAAAAGUUAUUACAUCUCACUAAUAGCUUGAUAACUAGAGCAGCCGGUGAGAUAUAUGACGGUACAAUACAGUCUUUUGCUGAUCUCGAAGACGUUGAGGACAGGUUCACGUCGGUCGCAGAUCUCAAUGAUAAUUUGCUCGAGAGAGUUGAUGUCUGUCUUGACGAGUUUACUGGACGCGCCGAACAGAUCGCUGGUACAGCUACUCCCAAUACUCCAGUUGUGGCAAAAAAGGACUGGCUGGACAGGGGUUUAAUGUAUGCUCAAGGGAUCCUCCGUCCCCAAAUGAAGUUUCGAGAUACGAUCGAUAACGGGGACGCGCCUUUUAUUCCAAAGAUACGCGAAAAACCUAAUGCUCUUGUACCAUUGAAAAACUACGAUAAUCCGGGACCUGAUGAUUGUUUUACGCAUCCAUACGAAUAUGAGAUAAAUAACAUGAAAUACCCACAACACUUGUUAAAUAAAACUCCCGAGUCAAUAUUUCAAAAACUCGAGAACACGCCGUUUACGCUUGUUGAGACUGAGGAACAAUUAGAAGAGAUAUGCAGACGGUUAGAAGCUGCUCAAGAGAUUGCUAUAGAUCUUGAACAUCACGACUACCGCUCAUAUCAAGGAAUAACAUGUUUAGUACAAAUAAGCACAAGACAAGAAGACUUUAUUAUUGAUGCAUUAGCACUACGACACGUUAUGCAUUGGUUAAAUCAGUCAUUCACUGAUCCAAAUAUUGUAAAAGUGCUACAUGGCGCACAAAUGGAUGUGCUUUGGCUUCAAAGAGACUUUGGCGUUUAUAUAGUGAAUUUAUUUGACACGUUUCACGCAUCUAAUGUGUUGGAUUUUGGCAAACAUUCACUAGCACAUUUGCUAAAGCAUUACUGCGGCGUUGAUGCAGAUAAAAAGUACCAACUGGCGGAUUGGCGGCUUCGUCCCCUUCCAGCAGAAAUGAUUAAAUAUGCUCGAGAGGACACUCAUUAUCUUCUCUACAUAUAUGAUCGGAUGCGUCACGAAUUAAUAGACAGGUCAGCACCCGGUAAGGAUAUUUUACAAGUGGUCUUGGAUAGAUCGCGAGAGACUUCAUUGACCGUCUACAAGAAAAUGGAAUAUGAUGUUGAGAACGGAAGCGGUUUCAGAGGAUGGAAGAAUCUAUUAGCAAAAUGGAAUCAUAUAUUAGAUAAUCAACAGCUGGCCGUGUUCAAAGCAAUACACGAAUGGAGAGACAAGACAGCGAGACUGGAGGAUGAGAGUGUGACAUAUGUACUUCCCAAUCAUAUGUUAUUUGAGAUAUCUCGAAAAAUGCCCGUUGAUCCACCAGGGGUGCUUGCUUGUUGUAACCCGCCUCCGACAUUGGUCAGGAUAUAUGCUGCUGAUAUUGCCAUAGUGAUCAAAAAGGUAGUUACCGAUGUGAAGCCAGACGACAAGUCACUAGAACCUGAGAGUUUGAGGAAUAUGAAGACAUUGACUAUAAGCAGCAAAAGCGGUUUUAUUGAGGACGUUGAGAUGGAAGACAUCGAGUCUUUGAUAAAAAGCAAAAGGUUUGAAGAGGAACCCACAAAUUUCUCCUAUCUUCCACCUACGACAACACGCCCAAGAGAAAAAUCGCUGCUCUUUGGAAAUAUUAUGAGUUUGAGUUCAGACUCGGAGACGGAUCUUGAUGAGAUAGAUCGAGAAGCCAAGCGAAAGGCAGCCAUGCUCAAAGCCAAUCUCCGAUUUCCAAUGAACACUUUAUAUCCCAAUGAUGAUUCAGAAAGUGAGGAUGAUGAAGUAAUGCAAAUAGAUGAAGGGAGACAUGUGAAGAGAAUCUUAUGA